AUGUUUAAGUACAUACUCAAUAAGAUCAAGAAAAAGAUAUACCCUGAUCCCGAGUCCGAGAAGGCGAUAAUGGGGUCAGUGGUGUACUGCAUCCAUCACAAAGAGGGAUGCCAGUGGUCGGACGAGCUACGUAAAUUGAAGGCGCACCUGAACACGUGCAAGCACGAUGCCGUGUUGUGCGCGGCGCAGUGUGGCGCCAUGAUCCCGCGCGUGCUGAUGCAGGACCACCUCCGCUACACCUGCCCGAGGCGCAGGGCCAACUGCGAGCACUGCGGGAAGGAGUUCUCCGGCAGCGCCCUAGAGGAACAUCAGGGCAAUUGCGGCCACGAGCCGGUCUACUGCGAGAACAAGUGCGGCGCGAAGGUGCAGAGACGUCACACGCAGCAACACAGCCAGCAGCACUGCAGCAAGCGGCUGGUCCCUUGCAGACACUGCGGCCAGAAGUACACACAGGACUGCGUGUCUGCGCACGGAGCGAGCUGCAGCCGCGCGCCUGUGCCCUGCCCGCAGCGCAGCGCCGGCUGCGCGGCGUUGCCAGCCCGCGACGAGCUGGAAGCGCACCUACGCGACCACUGCGCCGCCGCGCUGCCCUGCCCCUACCGCGACGCCGGCUGCCGCUUCAAGGGCACGCGCGCGGCAGUGGAGCGCCACGCGGAGGAGAGCUGCCAGCAGCACGUGGCGCUGCUGGCGGCCGUGGCGGGGCGGCAAGCCCGCCAGCUGGACGCGCUGCGGGCGGCCGUGGCGCGGCUGGCCGUCAACUGCACGGGCGCGCUGGUGUGGCGCAUCUCCGACUGGGCGGCCAAGAUGGCGGAGGCCAAGGCGAAGGACGGCGUCGAGCUGCUGUCGCCCGCCUUCUACACCAGCCAGUACGGGUACAAGCUGCAGGCGUCGCUGUUCCUGAACGGCAACGGCGCCGGCGAGUCGACGCACGUCUCCGUGUACAUCAAGAUCCUGCCGGGCGAGUACGACGCGCUGCUGCGCUGGCCGUUCGCGCACGCCGUGUCGUUCACGCUGUUCGACCAGGGCGCCGGCCCCGAGCGCGCGUGCAACAUCGUCGAGAGCUUCGCGCCCGACCCCGCCUGGAAGAACUUCCAGCGGCCCUCGCGGGAGCCCGACGCGCUCGGCUUCGGCUUCCCGCGCUUCGUCUCGCACGAGAUGCUCAAGAAGCGCAACUUCGUCCGGGACGACGUGAUGUUCCUCCGCGUCAAGGUCGACCCGGGCAAGAUCGUCGCCGUG
Messenger RNA from Iphiclides podalirius (scarce swallowtail), 1236 nucleotides. The record is from the annotation of a GenBank genome assembly. Lineage: Eukaryota; Metazoa; Arthropoda; Insecta; Lepidoptera; Papilionidae.